GGCCGUGACUUCUCCUUCGAUGACUGCGGCCGGGCCUUCACCUGCCUGCCCGUGGAGGAGCCCACUGCCUCGGCUGAAGCUCUGGUCUGCAACCUGGACAGUCUGCUGGGGACCAUGACACACCGGGUCUGUGUGGCCAGCGGGAUGGGGGCUCUCCGGGUUUGUGCACUGCCCCAGCGGUCACUGGUCUCUGUUCCUCCCUCAGGGAUAGACUGGAACGGCUUCCAGGGUGUCAGAGUGAUUGCGGUGCCCGGGAGCCAGGCGUAUGCCAGGAACCACGGGGUUUACCUCACUGAUGAACAGGGGCUGGUGCGUGACAUCAUCUACAAAGGCACAGAGGCACAGAUCCAGCAGUGUGCAGGGCCUGAUGGCACCGUCCCGCUGGUCUGUGGGGUGGUUUUCUUCUCCUCGGAUGCUGCCGAGCAGCUUCUGGCCACCCAUGUCAUCCCUCCUCUGGACGCCUGCACCUACCUGGGGCUGGACUCGGGGGCACCACCCAUCCAGCUCUCCCUCUUCUUCGACAUUGUGCUGUGCAUGGCAGGGGGGGUGACAGAGGAGGAUUUUGUGAAGGGUGGUGGUGACAGCAGCGUGAGGAACGCCCGCUCCGUGCUGUGGGCAGCUCUCCACGCUUUCCCUCUUAGCAUGGCCUGCAUCCCCAAUGCGUCCUACGACUACCUGAGUGCCUCUGCGAGCGAGCACAUCCGCAGCCUGACGCUGCUACCCAGCUCUGCCAGCCACCUCUGCUUCUGCAGAACCGCCCAUUCCCACGUGGACCAACCCUGUCUCCUGGAGGACGGCUCUUCGGUCACCAACUGCCUGCUGGAAGGAGCUGUGAGGCUGGCAGCUGGCAGUGUCAUCCAGCACUGUCACCUCCAGGGUCCCCUGGAGAUCGGUCCCGGCUGCCUCCUCUCAGGCCUCACCGUUGGCUCCUCGCUGGCACUGCAGGGCUGUCCCCUGCGUGACAUCGUCCUGCAGGGCCACCACGUCCGUCUGCGCGACCUGCCCUGCCGCGUGUUCACGCUCACUGGCCGCCUGGACGACUGGCAGAGCCCUGCCGGAGAGGCCACCUACCUGAACCUCCCCGGGGUGGUGCUGAUGGACUCUCCCUCCAUCAGGGAAGGGGACCUUUGGGAUGCUGAGAUGCCACAGAAGAGCCGCUGCCUGCUUAGUGCCCG
Molecule: messenger RNA, 1175 nt
Organism: Antrostomus carolinensis (chuck-will's-widow)
Lineage: Eukaryota; Metazoa; Chordata; Aves; Caprimulgiformes; Caprimulgidae
Gene: FCSK
Product: fucose kinase
Exons: 10
Biological process (GO): GDP-L-fucose salvage
Molecular function (GO): fucokinase activity
Source: RefSeq, a predicted model, not a curated record